AUGGAUACUCGCCGUGGAGCAGCCAGGACCAUCCUUGUCCGUGACCUUAACAGUCACCUGCUGUGCCCGCUGUGUCGCGGCUACUUCAUCGAUGCCACCACAACUGUAGAGUGCGUCCACUCGUUCUGCCGCAGCUGCAUAGUGCGACACUUGCGGUCCAGCAAGUUCUGUCCGGCGUGCGACGUCCAGCUUCACAAGACUCGCCCUCUGCUUGGAGUGCGGCCGGACCGCACGCUGCAGACACUGGUGUACAAGCUGGUGUCGGGCAUGCCGGACCGCACGCUGCAGACACUGGUGUACAAGCGGGUGCCGGGCAUGCCGGACCGCACGCUGCAGACACUGGUGUACAAGCUGGUGCCGAGCAUGCCGGACCGCACGCUGCAGACACUGGUGUACAAGCGGGUGCCGGGCAUGCCGGACCGCACGCUGCAGACACUGGUGUACAAGCUGGUGCCGGGCAUGCCGGACCGCACGCUGCAGACACUGGUAUACAAGCUGGUGUCAGGCAUGCCGUACCGCACACUGCAGACACUGGUGUACAAGCUGGUGCCGGUCAUGCCGGACCGCUCGCUGCAGACACUGGUGUACAAGCUGGUGCCGGGCAUGUAA
Molecule: messenger RNA, 609 nt
Organism: Bacillus rossius redtenbacheri
Lineage: Eukaryota; Metazoa; Arthropoda; Insecta; Phasmatodea; Bacillidae
Exons: 10
Coding region: 1-609 (202 amino acids)
Biological process (GO): negative regulation of transcription by RNA polymerase II
Cellular component (GO): PRC1 complex
Molecular function (GO): promoter-specific chromatin binding
Source: RefSeq, a predicted model, not a curated record